AUGGCUCGGGCUCUCUCCCCAUCAGACACCGCCUCGCGAUCCUCUUUUUCCUCUGUUCGUGAAAACGACGAUGGUCUUGCUCAGACCUUUACUAGAUCCAAAGUUUCGUCCUACAUUGACGCCCCCGAGGAUGUGUUCGACGAGUCUCCCACCUCUGAGAUUCCUCAACCCUCCUUCCAGGCGCCGUUGACGCAGCCGCACAGCAAACUCCAUGGCUUCUGGUAUCCACCAGAUAGCUUCAAAGGAUGGAGAGAAAUCCCCAUCAAGGGCAAGAAGCAGAGCCGCAGCUUUGAGGAUUUGCGCAAGUUGAGCCUGAGCUGGGAGUCGCCGCCAACAUCCCCCGCUCCCAUCAAGAAGCAGCUUACCGGUUCAUAUCCCAUCGGCAAUGCUCCUAUCGAGAGGCUCCCUAGUGAAGUUCUGGGCCCCAUUAUCGACUUGCUGGUCGUCGAAAUUCCUCCCAAUGGGCUGACCACACGCAACACCGAUUUGAUGGCACUCCUUUUGGCCUCGCGGACCAUUCACGCCACCACGCUCACAACUCUUUACCGCCACGUCACUAUUCCUCACUCUCGAAUCUUUCGCAAGUUUCUCAAUACUAUUACCCAAUAUCCUGCUCUUGGCACAAUUGUUCGCCGCUUGGACUUCAGCCAUUUCAACCCUUCGAUGCUCUUUUCCACGGCUAGCGAGCGAGCCAAGACACAGAAUCUUACUACCGACACUCUUGCUCAGUGUCUCGAGAUAACUCCAUACCUGCAAGAGUUUUUAGCCCAGGAGUAUGUCGACAUUGAUCUAGGCCCUCCUGUUCUGCGAAAAUUGUUCUUUGACUUGCCUAAGCUGCGAGCGCUGGACUUUUGCGGUUGCUCAUCGACAGUCUUCAAGAAUUCCUUCAACACUAUUCUUCAAGACACCUGGCCAGAGCAGCUGGCCAUUACCAGGCUCUCGUUUCACAAGUGUCUCGGUCUCUCAUCAACCGUUUUUACAACUAUUUUGCCUCGAUUGGGCAAGCUCACCCAUCUAGAUGUCGCUGAGACACACAUUACCGACGAGGCCCUUUGCCUGAUACCCAAAACAGCGCAACUCACUCACCUGAACCUUGCCAAGUGCAAAGAGUUGUCUGCUGAAGUCGUGGUCAAAUUCGUUACUGCCCAUGAAUCCACUAAAGAUUCCCUCGUCUUCUUGAGCCUGGCUACCGAUCCUACGAAUCACCUGCUGCUGGGAAAGGAUGAUAUCGACGGACUUCUGCCGAAUUUGCCCAAAACACUCAAGUCCCUGAGCCUUCGUGGUAGCAGAAUGCACGCGUCUCACAUCCCCGAACUAACCCGCCUCGCCCAGUCCCUCGAAGAGCUCGCUGUCGGACGCGGAUUGGAAAUGAGCGAUAUCCACAAGCUCUUUUGCCACGGUCAGGAAUGGCUCCAGCACAAUCUACGUUUCCUCGAUAUUUGUGACAUUGAGACCAUCAUCGGUAGUGCGAGCACUUUGCUCGCCCCUGCCUCUGCUCCCCUUCACGUUAUCGAAAUAGCAGAGCGAGCCUAUGAACGCGCCGCCAAGGUCAACAAGAAUCUCCAACGAGUUGGUUGGGUGGCAAAGGAGUUUGGCAGCCGCUAUUGGCUUGUGCGCAUGAACCCCGAUGGCUCUACCAGAGACAACGGUGGACGCCAGUGGAAGAUGGGCGCUGAAAGUUGGGGCAUGAGAAAGAUUCCCGUUGCGGUGGCAGAAGUUGGUGGAAUGUAUGGCUCCUUCAUGUUUGGACGCCGGGUGUAG
Pochonia chlamydosporia 170 is the source of this 1761-nucleotide messenger RNA. Its product is annotated as leucine Rich Repeat domain-containing protein. Bases 1 to 1761 code for a protein of 586 amino acids. The record is from RefSeq and is a predicted model, not a curated record. The transcript has a single exon. NCBI's taxonomy places the organism in Eukaryota, Fungi, Ascomycota, Sordariomycetes, Hypocreales, Clavicipitaceae.